GGUACGGAGUGAGGAGGCAAGCAAUUUUUGUUACAGUGGCAUUUUUCUGAAGGACUUUCAAGUUCCAGUCACAUUUAGGACGUUGAGCGCGAUUAAUUUGAAGAGCGACAUAGAAGUUUGGCUUUCCGAUGAGUCCAUUAGGGUUCAAGUCGGUGGUGUACCACGGAGAUGCGCGUUUAGGGGACCUGGAUAUAGUACAAUUGAAGGAUCGAAAUUUCCAGUUCCCGAGUAAUGAGAUACACAUCCACCACAUAUCUCCUAACAGUGAAAGAUGCCAUCCUUUAGCUGUUUUGCAAACAAUUUCUGCCCCUGUUCGCUGCAAGCUGGAGCCAGUCUCCGAUUCAGCCUUCACUGCUACCGAUCAGUCUCCAUUGAUCAAUCUCCAUGCAUCGUGCUUCUAUGAACUGAAGACAGCAGUUGUUAUAAUAGGGGAUGAGGAAUUGCACUUAGUGGCAAUGCCAAGUAAGCAGAAGAAAUUUCCAUGUUUCUGGUGCUUCUCCGUUCCAUCUGGUGUAUAUGGUGCAUGUUUGGCGAUGUUGAAUAUGAGGUGUUUGGCUAUUGUGUUUGAUCUUGAUGAGACAUUGAUUGUUGCAAAUACAAUGAAGUCUUUUGAGGAUAGAAUUGAAGCUUUGCGGGCUUGGAUUGCAAGAGAGAUGGAUCCAGUCAGAGUGUCAGGAAUGUCUGCAGAGAUGAAGAGGUAUGCUGAGGAUAGGGAAAUGUUAAUGCAGUACGCAGAGGGUGAUUGUGUUUUGGAUGGUGGAAAAACAUACAACUCACAGCAAGAGGAGGUGCUCCAGUUAUCUGAUAAGCAUGAAUGUGUUAUUCGACCAGUCAUAAGAUUAGAGGAAAAGAAUAUCGUCCUUACACGAAUCAAUCCAGAGAACCGUGACACUAGUGUGCUAGUCAGACUACGACCUGCUUGGGAUGAUUUGAAAAAUUAUUUGACUGCAAAGGGACGCAAAAGGUUUGAAGUAUAUGUUUGUACCAUGGCGGAGAGAGAUUAUGCAUUGGAGAUGUGGAGGUUACUUGACCCUGGUGCACACCUUAUCAGUUCACAGCAACUAUUGGAUCGUGUUGUAUGUGUCAAAUCAGGUGCCAGGAAGUCAUUGCAUAAUGUCUUCCAAGGUGGAAUUUGCCAUCCAAAAUUAGCAAUGGUUAUUGAUGAUCGUAUAAAAGUGUGGGAGGACAAGGAUCAACCUCAUGUUCAUGUUGUCCCUCCCUUUACCCCAUAUUAUGCUCCUUUGGCCGAGAUAGCAAAUGUUAUUCCAAUCCUGUGCGUCGCAAGAAAUGUUGCCUGUGAUGUUCGAGGGCGUUUCUUUAGGGAGUUUGAUGAAGACCUAUUACGACAAAUUUCUGAAAUAUUCUAUGAGGAUGAGGUGGUAAAGCUUCCUAGUGCACCUGAUGUAUGCAAUUACUUGAUAACUGAGAAUACUGGUGUUUCGUCUAAUGGCAAUGUUCCAAUCGUUGAAGGAAUACAUGACCCUGAAGUUGCUCAAAGAUUGAAUCAGCAGGAUGUGUUGAAUAAUGAAUAUCAUGUUACACUUACCGUUCUGAGUAACCCAGAGCUCAAAUCUGAAAGCUCUCAGUCUCUACUAGGAUCUCCUCCAAAUGUAUCUUCCACAUCUUGUAGAGCAGGUUUACCUUCAGAAAAGCCUAGUUUGCUUGGAUCCCCGCUUGGAUGGGAUAAAAGCUUUUCUGAAGCAGACCCCAAUGGUAGGAAAAAGUUGCCCAUAUUGAACCAUAGCCAAGAUGUCAGGUUUCGGGGUUCAGUGGAGCCACCUCUUUUAUCUAGAGUGCCUCAGAAAAUACCUGGACUUCCCUUGCAAUUGCAGGGCCCCUUGUCUGUAGAUUGUGAAGCAAUCAGUGGACAUUUUGGCAAUCGAACACCAGAAGGUAUUCAAGGUAGUGAUGCAUUCAGACCUGAUAAACUACAAAGUCGUCAGUCUCUGGCAUCAUAUUCAUUUACAACAAAGAGUGAAGAGGCAAUUACAAAGAUGGGAAUGCAUGAGCAGAAGACCGGUAUCUCUCCAAACCAGAUGUCUUCCAUUAAAAGGGAGCCUCAACUAGAAGCAGGAAAUACAAGCGUCUUACCAUCUCUGACCAUUGGAGUGCUGCAUGAAAUUGGAAGAAGAUGCAGCUCAAAGAUUGAAUUUAGGCCUAUUGUCAGUGCCAGUGAUGAACUGCAGUUUUCUGUUGAGGUACUCUUUGCUGGUGAGAAAAUGGGUAUUGGUAUGGGUAAAACCAGGAAGGACGCUCAGCAGCAGGCAGCUGAAUAUGCCCUGCAUAGCUUGGCUCAGAUAUAUGUCUCCCAUGUUGAAUCACAUAAUGGAGUGGCAGAUAAAGAUAUAGGUAGGAUUUCUUCUGGAAAUGAAAAUGGAUUUUUAUGGGAAUCAGUCAGUCCUAGAGAUGGAAAGCAAGAGGAGGGUACAUUGUUCAAAGAUAAAAUCUAUGAGGCUGGGCUUCAUGCUGACACUACUCUUGAUCAUUGACAUGGAUGCAUGGAGUAAUGAUUUGUUUAUUGGAUAUAAGAUCAAUGAGUUUUGGAAUUUUGUCACAUCAUAGUAGAUGGCAAAAUAUGUCCAUGGGGAAAACGUCGAAUGAGGUGGCAUUCUUGUCUGCUGAUGUGAAUCUCGCUAUAUGCUUCAUAUUUCGUGAUUGGAGGUAAGGUCAUUGCUCAUUUUCCAGUAGUAGCACAUACACACCCUUUGUCCAAGAAUUCUUACAAUGUUCACACCCACACCGGUGCAUCACCUUUUGAACAACUUGUGAGUGUAAUUACAGGUGAAUAUGAAUUUUUGUACCCUUAGUGGACCCUCUUUGUCAAGUACAGCAGCUUACUCUUGAGAGAGACAAUACUCCACUUCUUGUACACAACAUUGUUAGCACAAGGCGUCCUCGACUUCGCCAACUUACCAUGCAUCUUAACUGAAGGUUUAAUCCAUUCAUGAGAUUGCAGUCGUGAAUGGAUUUGUCAAAAGUAAUGCUGCUGCUUCUGCAUUGUCCAUAAGGUUUAACCGUCCUUACCAUAACCAUGAAUGCUUCACCUCAUAAAUAGUUAGUGGCUUGAAGUGGGGGAUGGUUUACCACAAUAUUUUGGAUUUGUCACCUUGGUUUGAUAUCAACUUAGUAAAUACCUGAAUAUGGG
Molecule: messenger RNA, 3145 nt
Organism: Cuscuta campestris
Lineage: Eukaryota; Viridiplantae; Streptophyta; Magnoliopsida; Solanales; Convolvulaceae
Source: the annotation of a GenBank genome assembly